AUGUCUUACAGAAUCUCUGCCCCAGAUGAGUACCUUGCCAUUACUGGCAUGGGAAUCAAGACCGUCAAGAUCACAAAGGCAACUUGGGUCUGGCCUCUUCAACGAUGCACACGCUUCAGCAUCCGACCACACGACUAUGCCAUGGACUUGCAGGCCAUGACAAAGGAGAAGCUGCAAUUCUCUCUACCAGUCGUCUUCACCGUGGGUCCCGAUAUUAACCAGCGCGGUGCGAACCAGCGUGGUGGUCCCGACGAUGAAGCAGAUGAUCUCGUUCGCGAAGAUCGUGGCGAUGCCCUGAUGAAGUAUGCUAUGCUUCUGACCAGCUCUGAAGACAAGGAGCACUCUAGCCAGAGCCAGCAUGUCGCCAAUAUCGUCAAGGGAAUCAUUGAGGGCGAGACCCGAGUGUUGGUCUCCAGCAUGACCAUGGAGGAGAUCUUUACCGAGCGAGAGGUCUUCAAGAAGAGAAUCUUCAGAAACAUCCAGAACGAGCUUUCCCAGUUUGGUCUUCUCAUCUUCAACAGUAACGUCAAAGAGUUGAAGGAUGCCCCUGACUCAGUCUACUUUGCCUCCCUCUCCCGCAAAGCCCACGAAGGCGCUACCAACCAGGCCAGAAUUGAUGUAGCAGAGGCUCAACUCCGCGGAAACGUUGGAGAAGCCCAGCGCAAGGGUGAACAGGAGCGUGAGAUCGCAAAGAUCAACGCCGAGACCGCAGUCCAAAAGACGGAGCGCGACAUCGAGAAAGCCCAAGCUGAGAGCAAGCUCGACACCAAGCGAACAGGACUCACACGAGAUGUCGACUUGGCCCGCAUUCAGGCCCAGCGAUCUCUCGAGUCCCAGGAUGAGGAUCUCAAGAGAGAUGUCGAGAAGAAGCGCGCAGCCGCUGAGAUGGAGCGUCUUCGUGCUACAGACGUUGUCAGGGCUACUAUUGAGAGGGAGAGCAAGCAGCAAGCCGCCGAUGCUUCCGCCUACGAAGUCGAGGCUGAUGCUCGUGCUCGCCAGGAAGCUAGUCAGCGCAAGGCCGAUGCCGCUGCUUACCAGACCAAGAUUUCUGCCGAGGCCGAUGCGACAGCUUCUUAUGCCAAGGUGACCAAGAACACAGACGCUGCGACCUACCAGACUCGCAACGACGCCGAGGCAUACAACUACGCCGCUCAGCAGCGCGCUGAAGCCCAGCUUUUUGCUAAGCUCCGCGAGGCAGAAGGUAUUUCCGCCAUGGCUGAAGCCUACGGCAAGCUAUCCAACGCUUUCGGCGGCCCUGCUGGUCUGCUUCAGUACAUGAUGAUCGAGAAGGGUACUUAUGUCGAGCUUGCCAAGGCCAACGCUUCUGCUAUCAGGGGUCUUGAGCCCAAGAUCAGCGUGUGGAACACUGGUAGUGCCCAGGGCGGCCAAGGUGCUGAUGCUACUGAGACGAUGCGCAAUGUUUACCAGAUGUUGCCUCCUCUGAUGAGCACCAUCAACGACCAGACUGGUAUCACACUGCCUGAGUGGCAGUUUGGUAAGAUGAGUGCGGGCGUCAACGCUGUUGGACAGGAGGGUGCCAAGGUUAAUGGACACAAGGGUCAGUAA
Molecule: messenger RNA, 1566 nt
Organism: Fusarium pseudograminearum CS3096
Lineage: Eukaryota; Fungi; Ascomycota; Sordariomycetes; Hypocreales; Nectriaceae
Exons: 3
Coding region: 1-1566 (521 amino acids)
Biological process (GO): protein localization to plasma membrane
Cellular component (GO): plasma membrane
Source: RefSeq, a predicted model, not a curated record